UUUUGAAAGGCGAAAAUGUUAGCGAGACUCGUUCUAGGACUUGUCAUCCUUGAUGCUGCUAUGACUGCUCCUACCCCAGAGGUCAUCAACUAUGACUCCGAAACCUACGAUGCCAUCUUAGACGACCUGGAUAACCUGUACAACUACGAAAACAUUCCCGUCAGGCAAGCAGAGGUCAAAAGGGUAACAAUGAUGCCUUCGGGGAGCAGAGAGUUCCCCACUCCAGCUCCACAGUCGGAGGAGGUCCUAGAGGAGGAGGAGGAGGAGGAGGAGGAGGAAUCCACCCCCAGGCUGAUAGAUGGCUCUUCCUCACAGGAACCAGAAUUCACAGGGGCUCUGGGCCCACACACCGACGAAGACUUUCCAACCUGCCUACUGUGUACUUGUAUAAGUACCACUGUAUACUGUGACGACCAUGAACUUGAUGCUAUUCCCCCACUGCCCAGGAACACUGCUUAUUUCUACUCUCGCUUUAACAGAAUUAAAAAGAUCAACAGAAAUGACUUUGCCAGCCUAAAUGAUUUAAAAAGGAUUGAUUUGACAUCAAAUUUAAUAUCUGAGAUUGAUGAAGAUGCGUUCCGAAAGUUGCCUCAACUUCAAGAGCUUGUCCUUCGUGACAACAAAAUAAGGCAGCUCCCAGAAUUGCCAGCUACUUUGACAUUUAUUGACGUCAGCAACAAUAGACUUGGGAGGAAAGGGAUCAAGCAAGAAGCAUUUAAAGAUAUGUAUGACCUCCGCCAUCUGUACCUCACUGAUAACAACUUGGACCACAUUCCUCUGCCACUCCCAGAAAACCUUCGGGCCUUGCACCUCCAGAAUAACAACAUUCUAGAGAUGCAUGAAGAUACUUUCUGCAAUGUUAAAAACUUGACAUAUAUUCGGAAGGCCCUAGAAGACAUUCGAUUGGAUGGAAACCCCAUUAAUCUCAGCAGAACUCCGCAAGCAUACAUGUGUCUACCUCGUUUGCCCAUUGGGAGUCUUGUUUAAUUUCAGAUAAGAUAAUUAGCCUUAUGAUAUCUACCACAUCUAAUUGACUUUAUUCUUUCCUCAAAGCAAAACUUCAGUAUGAUACUUUCACAUUAUGUGCGGAAAGAGAACAUGAUUACACUGGGCACAGCUAAGAGUGUUAAGAUAUGAUGAAA
This is a messenger RNA of Fukomys damarensis (Damara mole-rat), 1142 nucleotides long. It is a transcript of the gene Epyc, whose product is annotated as epiphycan. The coding region runs from base 16 to 987 and encodes 323 amino acids. The record is from RefSeq and is a predicted model, not a curated record. Gene Ontology annotation, molecular function: protein binding. NCBI's taxonomy places the organism in Eukaryota, Metazoa, Chordata, Mammalia, Rodentia, Bathyergidae. The transcript has 6 exons.